AUGGCGACGUCUAAUUUGCUAAAGGUAGGAUCCCCUCCAAUUCAAUUAUUGCUUUUUCACGCUGUCUCCGGCUCUUGUCACCUGCGUUGUGUGUUGUCGGCGUUUAGCUCUCACCUUUACGAACAGCACGCAGCGCCUGUGUGUGAGUGUGCUGUCAGUUUUGACCUGAGCUGUGGGCAGUUAAGUUACAUCUGGCUAACAUUAGCUACUUAUCUGUGAUUUAGCUGGAUGCAUAGAGGAGCUACAACACAGCUAGAUAUAUAAAGAGACAGAUACAGGGGAGCCGGGGAAACAUGGAGAUACAGAACGGGUGGGGCACAUAUCGUCGGCUAAUCCUGCGCUGAAAUAUUGUUAAAAUGAGUGUGAACGCUAGCCUUAAAUCUGAGAUCAGCUGUCAGCUCAGUGGAGCAGGACUCUGCAGCUCAAACACAAGGAAAAGGCUGACUAAAUCACCUGUCUGUGUGCUUUCCGUGCAGAGUUACUCCCUCAAACUGCUAACCUGCUACAGCCCUGUAUCAAUAUUUAAUUAUAUUCUCUGUAUCGUAAAGCAGAGGGUGUAGAUAAGAGACAAAGACCAGAUUCAUACACUAUCUUUCACUCUGCAAAACUGCAUGUACAGUAUGUGCACAUGCGAUGUCCAAACAUACAUGUAAUGUAAUCUACACUGCGUGCAUGAAUAACCACCACAGCUGUUAGACUGUUUAGUGUCGCUCUGUACCAACAUAAGGGCAACUGCAAUUAAAAAUCCAGUUUGGCAUGUUCUUCUUCAGACAUUUGCACGUCGACAGCGCUCACCUUUAUCCUCCUCACAGCUGUGCACAAAAUAAAUCGUCCUCUGGUGAAAUGUUGUCUGUGGGAGCAUUGUCACGUCUAAGAAAACAACACCUCAUAAAAAAGAACCAGAUUUAUUAGGCAGGUAUCUGAACAGAAACAAGAAAUGUGACUAUUUUUACUCCCUCUUAGUGAUUCAUGGAAACAUUUUCAGGAAGACAGAGAUUGUCCUAGAGCGCAAACGAACACUGGUCUUAUAGUAGUGAGGAGAAUAUCUUACUUGUUUGUUCAGUUUCUUUGGUAAAAGCUACAUGAUCAGGUGGUGUAAGUAGUAUUUUGCAUUAAAACAAAUUGAUCAUUUGAGAAAAUGCAUGGGUAUUGGAAUGUACUCCUCUACUACAAUACACUAACAUAUAUCUUAACAGUUUCUACAUGAUUUGUCUUAUGUUAUCAAAAAAAUGCAAGCGGUUUUCAGCAAUUCCCCUGCUCUAUAUUGCAAAAAUGCAUCAAAUUUUAUUGUAAAUCCUAACAAAAAAAAAAUCCUAACAAAACGUAUUUUCAACUGAUAAAUUAAAACACUAUAGGUGGAAAUAAGUAUUAAAUAUUUCACCUUUUGUUGUGGUUACAUCACUUGACAUUUUCAAGGGAAAUCCAUCAUUCAUGUUGAAAAAAAAAGGUUUAGAUGCUAUUUGAAAUUAUAUAAAACCAACAGAGAUACAAAAUAUACAUCUUUGCAAACCUAAUGCAAAUUUUUAAAACAAUUUAUUAAAACAUUUUUGAAUUACUCAUGACGCAAACCCUUAUCUGUCACUGACCCUAAAACAGUCAUGGUUAGAGCUGCUGAUACCAGGGGUGAUCCUCAAGUCUUUAUUUAAAUGGUCAUUUGGCUUUUAUUAUGGUUGAUUAUUUGAGGGAAUUGUGAUUAUCAAAUGUCAUUUAGGCUGAAGGCAGCACUUAAAUGAAGCUGAUUCUUAAUUUUUAUCUUAAAAGAAAAUAUAAUAGAAAUAGAGAUAUUUCUGCUUAUGUUGUGAAAGAAGUAUCCCAGGAUGUAAUAGAAAGAUGUGAAUUUUGAAAGACGUAAAGGUGCAGUGACAUAGAUCUUUCACAAGUGUGUUCACAUCGAAGUACAAUCACCAUGUAGAUAGUUUUGUUUUUGUUUACUUUGAAUGACAAAGGGGUGCUUUUCCUUGGAGGCUACCAUCCUGCACCACUUUGUUUCUGAAUUAGCACAGAAGGGAAAAACUGGUAACAUACUUGUCUUUGUGAAAAGCACCGGUCAGAUGGUAAAGGAGCGAGUAGCUGUGCAUGAAGGAAAAAAAGAGUUUGCAUUAAAGAUUUCUUUUUGAUGGCCACCAUUUCUUCAUCAGCGGUAGGGAUGAGUAAAGGAGCACUUCAGUCAGGAGUUUGUUUGGUAGCUGAAUAUUGCUGUUUCUACACACUGCACCUUUAACUAGCUACAUUUAAAGUGUUAUACUGGAAUCCUCUUUUUUGCAUUCUGUACACACAAAGGUGCGCUCAUAUAAUUUAGAUUAUUGUGUUAACUACCUCUUUUUGUGCACUUUCACUGCUGCUUGUGAAGGGUUAAAUCUUAUGUUGUCUUUGUGAUCUUAAUUGUGUCUUCUGUGAGAGAGAAAGCUCUGGCAUCAGACAUUAAUCAAACUGUGUGGGGGGCUGGUCUAGCUCAGUGGGUAAAUCACUAAUUGCUCCAUGUAUAGAGGUUGUAGUCUUUGGAGUGGACGGGUCAGCUUAGGUUAAAUUCCAACUUGUGGCCCUUGGCUACAUGUCAUCCUUUGUCUCUUUCCAUUUGCUUUCUUAUCUUCUAAAAAGGCGGAAGAGUUUCAGAAAUGUUCAAAGAAUAGACAAACCGUAACUUCCAGACAGUUAAACAGCAGGACCCAGUAAGAGUAUCUUAGAUUUAUUUUAGAGAUGACUUUUUUUUCUUUGUGUGGCUGCAGUUGGUCUAGAUUCGUUCAUAAAACACUUCAUGCUGUGAGGUCCCUGACUGCGGUCGGACAUGGAUUCACCUGCUGGUCAUGAAAAUGGAUUCUGUACAACAAUCUACCAUCAUCCUUUGAAUUAAGGCUCACAGUUUGCCUUUUCAAGGUCCAGCACAAACCCAAAACAACCCCAGAAACCCGACAUAUAGGUGGUGGUGUAAUCCAGCUACAGUCUCUACACUUUACUGUAUACGGAAUCUGUCAAUAACAGGAUAACUGUACCAUAAGUAUUUGUGCUCAGAAGUCCCUGACCACAAAGGAUUACCAUCCCCCCACAGUCUGGUGUUGUCUUAUCUUAAUGAACUCUGCAUAUUAAUUCACCCCACUUGGAUUUAGAUUCACAGGUUGCUCUGUCUUUGUUGAGUCACACCUGGCAGGCUGGCCCAGACUCUUAUUACCCCCUGUAGGGGCACCCUGCACAGCCUAACACUCGCCAGUCUCCACACGUAACCGCUCGCAAUUCAUUAAAAGGAUUCAUUAAAAUUCAUUAAUUUUUUUCAUUAGAGCUCAUUAAAAGUUGAUCAGUUGUUCGAUCUAUAAGCUGUCUGAUAACACUCAUCAAUACCAAAAGUAAUCAGUGUAUUAAUUAAGCCCCGACUGAAGUGAAGAAGAUUUAUGGGCACAGUUAUUAGCUAGGAGCUGGGGUAGCUUCUUGACCAGUCCGGGAUUUUAGUUUUUUAUUAUUUAAUUGUUUUUUAAGUGACACAUACUAAAGGAAGGUUUGCCACUCUGUCUUAAAAAAAAGCAAAGUUUGAUAAGUGUAUUGCUUCAGUCCAUUUUAAUUUUUCAAGCAGUAUCUUUCCGCCAACAGUGAUGGACCGGUUAGUUCAUGAUCUUCACUCCUCUCUGUUUCCAGAACAAAGGCUCCCUUCAGUUUGAGGAUAAAUGGGACCUGAUGCGUCCCAUCGUGCUGAAGCUGCUGCGGCAGGAGUCGGUCACCAAACAACAGUGGUUUGACCUUUUCUCGUGAGUUUACCAUUUGCUUUCACCUAGGGAUGCACCGAUCCGAUAUUUGGAUCGGAUAUCGGCUCUGAUAUUGACCAACGUUCCGAUCCAGUCUUUUUUUUUUCUUUUAAUUAAUAUCAUACACAGCAACACAGCGAUUGUGUUCACUCCAUAUUCUAUGUCUGUCCAUCCUUUUGCACUAAAUGUUUACAUGGAAGUCUUACUUCGUUUUGAUGUGUGCUGAUGUGCAAUUUUUUCAUUUGUUGAUGAAUAAUAUUAAGCAAAUUUAUUUCAGUUUUAUUUUGUCACCUUUUUUUUAACAAGCCUAUGUCAAGCCUGAUGCCUUCACUCACAGGGCAAAGUAUACAGUUCAUUCAUUCAACAGUAGUAUUGGAUCGGUAUCGGAUAUCGGCCGAUACGCUCAGCCCGGGUAUCAGUAUCAAAUUGGAUCGGAAAAAAAUGGAUCGGUGCAUCUCUGCUUUCACCCUGGACAUCGAUGCUUAAUGCGAACAGGAGUAGAUCAUCUCAUUAACAAUGUUCUCCUCUUGUUUCCACAGAGACGUCCAUGCUGUUUGUCUGUGGGAUGACAAAGGUCCAGCUAAGAUCCACCAAGCCCUCAAAGAGGAUAUCCUCGAUUUUAUCAAACAAGCACAAGCAGUAAGAUCAAGAGCAUGAUGGGAUUUAUGUACCGACAUCCCACAAUUAUGCAUCCACAUCACUGGAGUUUUAGCUAUUCUUGCGAUUUAACCUGAAAUAUUUUCUUCCUUCAAAUGAUGACACUACAAGAAGUCUCGUAAUGUUUCUAUAAAGGAAAAGAAAGUGUGAAUUUCUGAUUUCUAGCACCAAUAACUGCGCUCCUGUUUCCUGUUGAGUCUUACUUCUUAAACCUUGUUUCAAAUGAUGGUGAUGCUGGUUCAUCAUCUGUGUCUAAUCCUCUAAUUGUCUCCUUCAUGAUCUAUCACCCUUGCCAAAUAUCUGCCCGUGUGUCACUGAGAUUCUGCGGCUGUCAGUCAAACCCUUGUUGUGUUUCCUCUCAAAGCGGGUGUUGAGUCACCAAGAUGACACGGCGCUGCUCAAGGCCUACAUCGUGGAGUGGAGGAAGUUCUUCACACAGUGUGACAUCUUACCCAAACCUUUCUGUCAGCUGGAGAUCACUCUGAUGGGCAAACAGGGGAGCAACAAGAAGUCCAACGUGGAGGACAGCAUCGUCCGCAAGGUGAGGAGGAGAAAAGGAGGAAAAACUACGAGUGCAUCCAAAUAAAUGUGUAUUAUAGAAAUAUGUUCUCAUAUUGUUAAUAAUGUAAUGAUUGUGUCUCUGCUCUCACAGCUGAUGUUGGACACAUGGAACGAGUCCAUCUUCUCUAACAUUAAAAACAGGCUACAAGACAGUGCCAUGAAACUCGUCCACGCUGAGAGGCUGGGAGAGGCCUUUGACUCCCAGCUGGUCAUCGGAGUGCGAGAGUCAUAUGGUGAGAUGCCUUUAUUUUUCCUGUAUCCUCCCUUUAUGGGACUAAUAGUUUGAAUUUAUUCUUUGAACGCAGAUGAAUAAAACAAUCUUAACAAUAGGAACUCCUAAUAAUAUAGUUAUUAUUUUAAAACCCCUAUUUUUAAUCUGUAUAUUUGACUUAGUACGAGGAUUAGUAAUGAUAGUGUAAACCAUAGACUGUAUAUACAAUGGACAGAGUCUACCCCCUCGCUGUUGAUGGGCUGCAGUAUAGUUCAUAAAUCCCGCCUCCACCAGCAAAGUUUAUGGAGCUGUGGACAAACUUUAGAAAUUUGUUACACAGAAUAUACGUUUCUCCCCCUGCUUGUCAUGUUGACAUGUAGUUACUGUCAGACUGGUUUGUGCUCAAGUCCUCUUUUUUCUGUGAAGCUCCGUUUUUAAAAGUUAUUAGGGGGUUCAUGUUUUCUAUGAUUGACACCUGAUACAGCCUAUGGGCGUUCAGGGAUUGUGUAGCUCAGCCGGGGGGAUACGCUGUUUGAGCCGAGCAUCAUCACAGCGACUCUCAGCGACUGCGCGGCAGAAUGCGCGCAUCGCUACUGCGCAGUGCUGGUUUCAGGAAAUGAAGAAAAAUCCCGGAAAUAUCGAGAGCUUUUUGGCUUCCGCCUACCGUAUACAGGCGGUAGGCGGAACCAAGUUGUCCAUAGUAUAUACAGUCUAUGGUGUAAACCUUAAACAGCUAAUCAUACUGUUGAUAUCAUUUUGCUGUUGCGCCUCCCUUUGCUCUUUUAUUUUGACUCCACAAAGCCGUAGCUGUGUUUUUGCCAAGCAGUUCAGUUCUCUCUACUCUUGUCCAGUUUUUAAUUCACUUAAACUUUCAUUUUGAUGUUUCAUUGGCCGACAUUGUGACCCAGAAUUUGGUAAUGGGGCUGGAAACACCGUAGUCUUACCUUAAGUCAGCAGAAUCAUAUGACCUUGUUCAUCAUUUAUAAUGGAGAUUUUUUUUUUAAUCUCUCAGAGUGUGUUUCCUGGAACCUACUUUGAGAAUUCAUUCAGCAGAUUUUUAUUGUUGAUCAUGCUGAGUCUGAUUUUACGUUCUGCUGUGAACAUGUGGUGAUCAUCUUUCUCACAUUAAUAUUUACGUUCUCCUGAGCAGUGAAUCUUUGCUCCAACCCUGACGACAAGUUGCAGAUCUACAGAGACAACUUUGAGAAAGCUUACAUGGAUUCUACUGAGAGGUUUUACAGAACACAGGCGCCUGCCUACCUGCAGCAAAAUGGCGUCCAAAACUACAUGAAAUAUGUGAGUACUGAACUUCAUAGCUCUAACUGCAACGAUUGUGACCCAAAUGAUACAACGACUUUUGGUAAAACAUUUAGAUAUUAUUUUUUAACAAUUAUCUUAUUACAAAUAAGUGAUCAGUCAAUAAAAGAAAACUGAUUAAUUUACAGAACACAAAUGAUCAUCUCGUGAUCCUGUUUUCUGGACUUUCGGACUGCAGGCAGGCCGUUUACAUACACAGAUCCUUCCAGAGUCAUGCUGAAUGUACACAAAGUCAUACAAUACAGCUUGAUGUUGCUGUAAACCUGUCUGUAUUGGUUAGUAUUAAUAGUGCCCUCCUGGGUGUCACAGAGACUGGACCCUGAGCUGUGCUAACAACAUGCCUGGUGAUCUGUACUCGUAUUAGCGGGCUGUGAAGAUAAGGAUUCGGCUCGGGAUGUGGUGUCCUUGACUUCCAAAAACAGUGUCAGGUUUUGAUCUGUCGGACUGGAGAAGAGCUUUUCACUUUGUCCCAUCCAAUUUUAAAAAGGCUCAGGCUCAGAGAGAUCUGGAUCCUGUUCCUAAAUGGUUUCCUCUUUUGCGUUUGUUGAUGCCUAAUAUGUUCACAGAGAAUGAACAUGCAGUGAUUUCCACCACAGUGUCUUGUCUGUUUUGGAUGCUAUGCCAGCUGAGGGCCCAAAUCUCUACCAUCCAGUAUCAGUUUUUAGCUUUGUCCUUUCAGAAAAGAGGUUUCUCCAGAUUCUUUGAUAACACUGACUACUCAACAUGAUGAAAACCACAAAUUCUUUGUAGUCGAGGCUCGGUGACAUGUUCCUGGAACUGCUUUAACAGUGUAGCGAACCCCAUCUUUACUUCAGAGAGAUUCAGACUUUCAGUUCUUAGUCUUUGUGGAGGGUCCUCGGUCCAGUCGUGUUAAUAAUCAUCAUAAUUAGUUUGGAGAUUGUCCUCCAGGUGUUUAGUGUUAACAUUUCAUGACUUUUCUGUGUAUUUUUUGUUCCUAUCCCAGAAAUUUAAUUUAAAAUGAACUCAUAUUUUUCAAAUGAUUCAUUUCUUGUCUUUUCUCCAAAUGAUUUGCAAACCAUCAAAUUUAUCUUUAUUAACAUUUUACACAGCGCCAUUAAAAUUUUAGGGUUUGCUGUCCCUGAGGGUGUCACCGAUUUGUGCAUGCUCUGUCGGGAAACAGAAAUAACCCAUAUACCAAAUAUGCUGCGUGAAGUCAAACAGCAAUUAAGAAAGCUGUGGGACACAACAGUGGACAUGUUUUUGACAUCGUAACCCUUUUGUUGCACAGCUAAUGUCUCUUUGUGUAAUUGGCUGAUAGUUAUGUACCAAAAAGUGAAAUCCGGACAUCUGUUUUCACUUUGCUCCCAGCCACUCUGAGCUCUUCUUUUAGUUACUCUCAGCUCACUUUCUGUUUAGAGAAAACAAUCUGAAGUUCUUUGUUACAGAGAAAAUAACUCCUGUCAUUCAUUUACAUUAUUUAGCAAGAAGUAGAAUUCAGACUCAUCCGUUGAGCAUCUUAUAACUUGUCUUUAUUCUGUGGGCAAUGAGCCAGUUUUUGAAUAAAAAGAAGAAGAAAAACAGAGAAGGACAAGAUGUCCCUGCUGAUCUCACGCUUGUUCUUUUCAAGCCAUUGAAACUGGAACUCCAUGUUUUUUAAAGCACGGAAACUUUCAUCCUCGGUCACAGAUUGGUCAGGCUUUAAUUCUUAAUGUGAGUCAGUGUAGAUUAAGCCCACGACUUCAAAAGGCCUCGACUUUUAUGGAGGACUUUUCUGCCUGGAAAACUUUUAAGUAACACUCAAAAAUAAAAAUAGACUAUUUUCAGAUUAACUUGGGAAAUCUUCUUCUGUGAGGAGCGAUACUGGACUGUUCGUUGACAUCAGUUUUGUGACUGAUUUUGGGUCGAAGAACCAAGCGCUCUGACAUCCCGUUAGAUUCUUUUGUUUCAGUUUAGAAAAUAUCAAAGUUGUGAAAGGAUGACAGAUACGUAGAGUAAAGGUUCAAGUCUAAGUGUGUUAAUGAUGUUAACAGUCAGUAAUAUGCCGCUUUGCUACUGUGUCAGUUGUUGCAUUAACAGUGAAUGAAAGUCUUUCUUUUUUCGUGGUAGUUUCCCUGCAGACAGGUAUUCGCAGUAUCUUUUGAUUUCCCUGCCAGCACAGUUUUAUGAUUCACUUUUUCAGGUGAUUUAAAUCUUUAUGAAGGUAACAAACGGUUGUUUAUCCUUUCAUCUGUUCGACCAGGCUGAUUCAAAGCUGAGGGAAGAGGAGAAACGUGCACUGCGAUACCUGGAGACAAGACGUGACUGCAACUCUGUACAAGCAGUGAGUAUUGCACAGCAGUUUGCUGCUAUUUGUUCAUUUUGGAGACAAAUCUGCGUUAAAGUUGAGUCUUGAAUUCACAAAGUUGGACUUUUUUUCCCCCACUAAGUGCAACUACAAAAAUUUUAACCCUGCAUUUUAUGUCUUUAAUUUCAAAGCGAAAUAUAAUUUAUCUAAAUCCAGCUGGACCAAAUAUUCAUUUAGUGGUGUACUGACAUCCUGAAUAAUUCCUGUAUCCAAACAAAUCCCUCACUUAACUACCAUUAUUUAGCCAGUGUCAUUAUGCCGGUCGGCUUGAACACAACCCGACUGUCGGAACAUCUGUUUAUUUUCAUAUUGAUACCACAAUGGUGUGAUAUUGGUGUCCCGGCAUGUGAUUUAGUGUCUGAAAUGUAAAGGCACAAUAGCUAAACACAAAGCUGGCUCUCUACAGAUAUUACAGGCCCUCGUGCCUGAAAUAAAACAGUAAAAAAAUAAUUAAAAAACAUAAACAUAAAACUCUGUAUGUGAUCGAGGUUUUGCUUGUGUAUAUUGUGUGAUCUGUUGUCCUUGUGUUUGUUUUCCAGUUAAUGGAGUGUUGCGUCAACGCGCUGGUAACAUCCUUCAAGGAGACCAUCCUAGCCGAGUGCCCGGGCAUGAUCAAACGAAAUGAGACAGAGAGUGAGUACGGCAGGACUGCUCCCACCAAAGGCUCAGCAAGCUCAGGUUUGCACCAGGAAAUAGCCCUGACCAAACCUUCUCAUGCAGCAUCUGAAGGUAGCUCAUUUUAUACUAGUUCUGUGAUGUAGCGUCCAAAUCAAAGUUUAGUGUCGUAUUCAACAGUUCAACGACUUUCUUCAUUGAGUUUCCGUGCAAAGCCAAAAUCUAGUGAUCGUUUUCUUUUGAUCUGUUUUGAUUGAAUUUCAUCUUUAAGUCCUAAACAAAAAUAUUAUCUGUGACACCACUUUUCAGACAGUUUCUGUUUGCAUGUUUUUUGCAUCUUUGAUGUUCACACAGGUUUCUGAUUUUCUUCAGCGGUUACACAAAACAUCAGACUUGCCCACACCUUUAGCUAUCUUCACUUUUUGAAGUAAAACUGUAGACUUCUGUGUCCUUCACAGAGCUGCACCUGAUGUUCUCUCUAAUGGACAAAGUGCCCAGUGGCAUUGAGCCCAUGCUGAAGGACCUAGAAGAGCACAUCAUGAGCGCCGGCCUGGCUGAUAUGGUGGCCUCGGCGGAGACGAUCACCUCUGUGAGUAUUAUACACACGUGUUUCUGAAAAGUAAGGGAUCAUGUGAAGUAAAUGUGAGGUUUUAGCAAAGCUGUCAUAGCUGCUAUUUAUGCCUCUUAGCUGUAACAUUCCUUUAAAGGUAUUGUUUGAUGUCGGACAGAUUGAUUAACUACAAAAUACCCAAACAACCUCUUUUACUUUUUCCAAGGUAGAGAUUUACACUGAGUGUUAAAUAAAGCAGGAUGAGAUUCUUCAGGACAAAAGAAAGAGACAAUACCACGUUGUCCACAGGGGUCGCCAAAAUCAACAUGAAUCAAAAAUUCCUUGCGGGAGCUUUAAAUUAGUUGUGAAGAGUUUCUGACCAAUCAGAUUCAAGCAUUCAACACAGUUUAAGAUGAGAUUUUUACCCUGUUCAAAGCAGCAAAGUGUUGAAAGAUGCAGUUUAUUUGUCAGUUGCUACAAGUUUUAACUGAAAUACUAUGAUGACAGACCCCCUCCCCCAAUACUGAUGCAUGAACUGAGCUGACAUUUUGAGACAUAAAAACGUAAAUUAUCCAACAUUUGUCAACAGUUGGUCCAUAUAUAUGAUGUUUUUGCAGAACUACAGCCUCACGGAUAAGUUAGCUCUUGUCAUAAGUUGUAAAACACUACAGGUGAAAACCAGCAAGCAGAGCUCGAGAAAGGGUUAUUUUUCAACCUGCCAUUUCCAAUAUGCAGAAUUAACUCUCUUCCCAUUGGCUGGUUACAUAAUCUGUUUUUUUUUUGCUGCAGGACUCAGAGAAAUAUGUCGAGCAGCUGCUCACCUUGUUUAACCGCUUCAGUCGGCUGGUGAAAGAGGCCUUUCAGGACGACCCACGCUUCCUGACUGCUAGAGACAAAGUGAGCGCCACUUUUCUGCUGUUUUCUUUUAAAACACUCUAGUACUGAAGGAUGAACCUUUUAACUGUUUAAACUCUUGUUUCUCUUUAACUCUUUGCAGGCUUAUAAAGCUGUUGUGAAUGAUGCCACUAUAUUUAAACUAGAACUUCCUUUGAAGCAGAAAGGGUGAGAGACGCUCUCUUGUUUGAAGUUAAGGGUUUUCACCUAAACAAUAAACAUAAAAACUUUUGACUGAACUCAUUUCCUGUCUGUGUUUACAGGGUAGGUUUAAAAACUCAACCUGAGUCCAAGUGUCCAGAGCUGCUGGCCAACUACUGUGAUAUGCUUUUGAGGAAGACCCCACUGAGCAAGAAGCUCACCUCUGAGGAAAUCGAGGCCAAGCUCAAAGAAGUGGUACAUUUCUGAUUCAUGUCUCUAGACCUGAUAGUUGCCUUGAAACAGGUGAUUGGUUUGUUAGACUUUAGUUAGUUAUCAUUAGAGACAAAAGUUCAUCAGUUAUUACAGACCUGUGUCAAAUCCUUAAAAAGUGUAUGUUGACUCUGUUAGAUUUGCAGUGGACCAAGAGUCACUUUUUAAAGUAGUUAAACUUUGACGCCAAUUUUUUAAUUAGUUGUAGGAUUAGCCAGAUGAGAUUUUAAUCCCAGGUAAUCCUUAUUUGCUUUGUGUUUGAGACCACCUGUCACUCAACAUUGUUUGUGUGAUUAAAAUACGAUCCCCUUUGAAAAGAAACCACCUUAGAGCUCGAGUCUUGGAUACACAGUCUGUGUGGGCGUCUCCAAGAGCAGCCGCUAUUUUGGUUCACAUCAUCGCAGCAGCCAGCAGGGUUAACUUUACUUUUUUAAAGUGGGCGACUGUAAUAAUCUGUUUGUUCUUUGUGUGCAGCUGUUAGUGCUGAAGUAUGUCCAGAACAAAGACGUGUUCAUGCGCUACCACAAAGCCCACCUGACGCGUCGGCUCAUCCUGGAUAUCUCGGCAGAUAGUGAGAUUGAGGAGAACAUGGUGGAGUGGCUCAGGGUAAGAGCUAAACGGACGGUUCAAGAAAAGUGAAGUCGAUCUUAAAUUUAAAAAAAGCAGUUUGUCAAAACCAUUAAAAAAAAAUCUGUUCACCUGUGGUGCCGUUUACCCCAACAGGAAGUAGGAAUGCCUGCAGACUAUGUCAACAAGCUGGCUCGGAUGUUUCAGGACAUCAAGGUAUCAGAGGACCUCAAUCAGUCUUUCAAAGAGAUGCAUAAACAUAACAAGCUGGCUUUACCAGGUAAGAAGUAGAGGUACAUCUCACUCACACCGAUGUAAUGACUCCAAUUUAUUAAUUAAAGCUCCUGUUUAGAGUUUUUGGAUGUUUAUGAAUUAUACCAAAACUACCAAAAAUUGAGGAAACGAUUUUCUCUCUAAAUGUCUACAAUAAACCACAUAUUUGAUGGUCAAAGACAAACUGAUGAGACACUGUUGAAGCUGAUUAAGGACAAGAUAAGACACAAACUGAAUGUCCCCACAAGUGCUCGAACUGAUAGAUUGAACCAUGUUUUUUCAUAAAGAGGUGCUUUUCAAUAUUUUACAAAUAAACAUGAAGUGAUAAUGUUUGUUUCUGAGUGAGUUAAAUGUGUGUUGGGAUAAUCCUUGAAUCCAGGUCAGGUUUAGGGUCCAAAUCAUGCAACCAGUUGACAUUUUCAACAGAGGAACAGGACUUUGUGGCACGGCAACAGCAGAGGAGGCUUCUGGAGUGCUUGGAGGCCUUUAAGAGGCUGUAGCUGAAUUAAAGGUUUUUUUAAGGCAGAGAUGGUUUUCAAAGCCAAAAUCCUGAGAUAUGUGAGGAAACUUUUGAUCUGUUAAAAUACUGAAAAGCUGCCAGAUGGAGAAAAUAAACCUGGGAAUAAGCAUAAAACUGUUUUUUUAAAGAACUAGUCUGACAUUUUUGUGUAUUAACAUCCCUCUAAUGAUAGAUAGAAAGAGAUAUAUAGCACUGAAAAGCCAUAAUGAUGCAACUUAUUAUGGGAUAGCAGUUAGAGAAACAACCCAAAAAGCUUACAGACAUAAGAGGAUAUGGCUCUUUUCUACAGGUGAAGUACUGACACAACUUUUGCUUUGUGUUUGGUUUAAGUUUUGUUGACCGAAAGAGUUCAUCAUGAGGUCAAUGAGUAUCUAUGUUUGUUUCUCCUGCAGCUGACUCGGUCAACAUAAAGAUCCUGAAUGCUGGAGCGUGGUCGAGGAGCAGUGAGAAGGUUUUCGUCUCUCUCCCCACAGAGCUGGAAGAUUUGAUACCAGAAGUAGAAGACUUCUAUAAGAAGAACCACAGUGGCAGGAAGCUCCACUGGCAUCAUCUCAUGUCAAAUGGCAUUGUGAGGGGAAACACAAAAAACACGGCACAAAACUUAGGGGGCCAUAAAAAAGUCAGAUUGUUGUGAUUUUCUGUACUGAUAUGUUUGUUUGAGAACGGCCAUUACUAUGUGGUUUCUGAACCAAAUGAUGUUUCUACAGAUCACUUUUAAGAACGAGGUGGGCCAGUACGACCUGGAGGUGACCACUUUCCAGUUGGCUGUGCUGUUCGCGUGGAACCAGAGACCCAGAGAGAGGAUCAGCUUUGAAAACCUGAAGUUAGCCACCGAGCUGCCCGACGCUGAGCUCAGACGCACACUCUGGGUCAGUGUAGAUAAAGCUGUGAUCAAUAAGUUCGCAUUUCAAAAACAAGCUUUGUCACACUAUAGUGCUGCUACUGUUGAGUCUACAUUUCAAGCUUCAUUUCAUGUGUUUUUGACUCUUUCUUCUCCAAGUCUCUAGUGGCAUUUCCGAAACUAAAGCGGCAGGUUUUGUCAUACGACCCAGUGGUGUCUUCACCCAAGGACUUUGCAGAAGGAACCCUAUUCUACGUAAACCAGGAGUUUUCUCUCAUGUAAGGGUGGUCAGAUAUUUCAGCACGCCCCUUCUGCUUGAUACCAGACCUAUUACUUGUGACUGUUUUGUGAUGAAACAAAAACAUCCCGACACAAACUUAAACUUUAAUCAGAGUUGUGGUUUUGAUAUUUAAAGUCAUGAAUACUUUACAUUGAUCCAGGAUUUGUUUUUCUUUUGAUCUAACUUUACAGAAAAAACUCCAAAGUACAAAAAAGAGGAAAGAUUAACCUGAUUGGUCGACUGCAGCUCACCACAGAAAGAAUGAGAGAGGAGGAGAACGAGGGCAUCGUCCAGCUCAGGAUACUAAGAACGCAGGUAUGGAGAUGUUUUCACAGCAUGCAGGUUAAGAUGUUCAGCUAUGUAACAGCUCCUGCUGUGAAUAAAUAGUCUUACCUUUCAUUUCCCAUCAUGGUGUUUCAGCAGAUGCCUGUGGUUCUGUUUGUAUAAACUCACAUGCUGCAACAUAACCCAUCAAUCCUUGUGGUUUUUCACACGGCUCUGUUUCUGUCCUCUGUUCAGGAGGCCAUAAUCCAGAUCAUGAAGAUGAGGAAGCGCAUAAAUAACGCCCAGCUCCAGACAGAGCUGGUGGAGAUCCUAAAGAACAUGUUUUUACCACAGAAGAAGAUGAUCAAGGAGCAGAUCGAGUGGCUGAUAGAUCACAAGUACAUAAAGCGAGAUGAGACCGAUAUAAACACCUUCAUCUACAUGGCAUAG
Messenger RNA from Xyrichtys novacula (pearly razorfish), 14447 nucleotides. Lineage: Eukaryota; Metazoa; Chordata; Actinopteri; Labriformes; Labridae. The record is from the annotation of a GenBank genome assembly.